AUGCUUCCAUUGAUUAUCGGAGAUUUAAUCGAAGCUGACGAUCCUUAUUUUGAAUUGCUUUUAAUAUUAAAUCGAAUAACGGACAUCAUUUUUGCCCCAAUGCAUUAUCCGGUCGUCAUAAGGGAGAAUGGUCCACCGGUGCGAUAUUGGUGUAAUCGAUUUGAAGCGUACCACAAUAUUUGCAAACGAGUGGCUCAUUACAAUUGCAAUUUUGUAAACAUUGAAAAAAGCGUAGCCUUCCAUCUACAGACAGUUUCUUGUGCUGCGAUUUUGAGCAAUAAUAAUUUCCAUUCUGAUGACUUUGUUUUGGGUCCUUGCGAUCAAAGCCGAGGGUCGAGAAUUGUUUUUCAAAAUUUAGAUCACGAAAAAUUUAGCGGCGAUUUUAAAGUUCCCAAAUGGGUUAAAUUCCAGGGUAGGGAGUAUCGCACAGGAUCCGUUAUUUUACUUCAUCCUAGCUACAAAACCGACAGCGGUUAUCCUGAAUUCGGCGAAGACAUUGAUGAAGAAUGCCUUCUUUCGCUGACCGAAAAACAAAUUGAUGGCCUGGGUUUGUCAAUCGGCCACAGCAUCAAAUUUCAAAAACUAGUAAAGAAUCUCAUCGUUGAAAAUACUUCGGAGACAUUUCAAGUCAUUUCCAUUCUGAAGGAGUCGUCAGAAGAUAGAAAAAUUGAAAAAGCGUUCAUGGAGCGCAAUCAUGCGUAUUUAGAAGUAGACGAAAGAAAAACUGUAGUAAGAAUACUGGUAAGCCACAUGUGCAUGCUUUCUGGAAAAGAAGACUUCUAUCCACCUAGCAGCCUCAAAGAAGAACUUGCAAAAGCAAUAGUUAAAGCUUUCCCAUGUUUGGCUGUUCCUUCAUAAUUACCUUCUUCUUUUUAGGUUGAAUGGAUGAAAAUACAUCUACCCGAACAUGGGUCUAACGAAACCACAAUUAAAGAGCAUAUGGCGUCUGCUUACAACUAUAGACAGCAUCAAAUUUCUGCUGGAAAAUGGACCACCACCCAGAUAUUAGAGGAGUAUCCUCGCUUCAGAGAUCAUCCAAAUUUGAUUUUUCGUGAUUUCCUGCUAGCAUUCCCGAAAGCAGAACGCUUUGAAGAGAUCUUGGUUAUGGCAUAUGGACCCUUGAUUACAAAAUGUGCCGCAAGAUCAAACGUACCAAUUCCAGACACUGAUGAUGAAUGCCUCAAACUAUUGGUUCUGGUUUUAAAACUCAUUCCAUCAUUGAAAAAAAUUAGGGUCGUAACCCAAGGUUCUAUCAUUGAGCGGGUUGUUUAUUUCGUCAAGGUAUAUAUAUAGCAAUUUUGAUUAUUUCUUAUAAUUUCAUUCUUUUUAACUAAACAGGCUUAACGAAGAUAUUUUAUCCCUCACUGACA
This is a messenger RNA of Daphnia magna, 1370 nucleotides long. RefSeq lists its product as uncharacterized. The transcript is spliced from 7 exons. The record is from RefSeq and is a predicted model, not a curated record. Lineage: Eukaryota; Metazoa; Arthropoda; Branchiopoda; Diplostraca; Daphniidae.